Juglans microcarpa x Juglans regia is the source of this 1321-nucleotide messenger RNA. Its product is annotated as centrosomal protein of 63 kDa-like. The record is from RefSeq and is a predicted model, not a curated record. Lineage: Eukaryota; Viridiplantae; Streptophyta; Magnoliopsida; Fagales; Juglandaceae.
AAGAAAUGAUACAGGUAUUUAUUUGUUUGCACAUCUGUCUAUAUUUUUCUUGCACAUAUGUCACAUCAGACAAAGACGGACACUGAAAACUUUUCUGACAUCGAGGAACUCUUUCAGAUUGAGACUAGAUGUAGAGAGUUAAAGAAAGAAAAGAACAUGCUGAAAGAUUCUCAAUCUGAAAGCUUUGAACUGAUUCGGAGACUAGAACAACAUGUGAAAUCAUUGUCAGAGGCUCGUUCAGAAGACAAGAAACACAUUCAAAAGUUGGAAAAAGAGCUAUUGAACUGCUCUCAAGAAAUAGAUUACCUGCAGGAUCAACUAAAUGUGAGGAACACGGAGGUGAACUGGCUGAUAGAGCAUGUACACAGCCUUGAGCUGAAAUUAGCAGACAUUGAAGAUUUACAUGACAAAGUUGACAGGUCAAGGGAGGAGCUAAAGAGGUCUGAUUCAGAGCGCUUGCUCUUGCUGCAGGAACUAGAUAGAAAAGAAGCAGAGUUACAAAAUUCAAUUCAUGCAUGCAUAGAGAAAUUAGAGGAAUCCAUCGCAGCCAUGGCAUUAGAGUCUCAAUGUGAAAUAGAAAGCAUGAAACUUGAUAUCAUGGCCUUGGAACAGAGUUGCUUUGAGGCUAAUAAAAUCCAGGAGGAAUCUACUGAAGAAAGAGCUAGGAUGAAUGGGAUGAUUCAAGAGCUUGAGGCUCAGUUUCAGGAUGCACAGAAAAUUAUUGAAUCUCUGGGUGAGGAAAAUAAGGAACUGAAAGAGAAACUUGAUAUGUCUGAAAAGAAUGCUAGACUAUUUUGUCAAGGGAUUGAAGAAUGGCUGCAAAACAAGGACAGAUCCCACCAGAAGUCUCAAACCUGCUUGAGCAAGCCAGAGGAUAAGCUUAGUAUAUUAAAAGAAUUCGGCACUUGUGGAGAAGUCUUAGGUCCACUCCUUUCACCGUUGGCAAAGGAGUGCAGAGUUGAUGCCGAUUCAAGAACGAAGAUGGAGAAUAUGUCAAGACAGAUUCAAGAAUAUGAAUGUCUUGUGAAGCAACUUAAGGAAGAAUUGAGAGAGGAAAAGUUGAAAGCAAAAGAAGAAGCAAAGGACCUAGCACAAGAAAUGGCCGAGCUAAGGUACCAAAUUACAGGUUUGCUUGAAGAAGAGUGCAAGCGUCGUGCUUACAUUGAACAGGCAGCUUUACAGAGAGUUUUUGAGUUAGAGGCACAGGUCCAAGAAGAAAAGAGGAAAUCAUUUGCUGCUGUCGGGCAUCUCCAUGAAGCAUAGAGAUUGUGUUAUCAAAAGGACUGAGGAUCUGUGUGUGGAAGAAGUUAUUCAGGUGUGU